Molecule: messenger RNA, 945 nt
Organism: Penicillium waksmanii
Lineage: Eukaryota; Fungi; Ascomycota; Eurotiomycetes; Eurotiales; Aspergillaceae
Product: class I SAM-dependent methyltransferase
Exons: 1
Coding region: 1-945 (314 amino acids)
Biological process (GO): methylation
Molecular function (GO): methyltransferase activity
Source: RefSeq, a predicted model, not a curated record
AUGCCAACAACCAUGACUCCCAUCCCCAAUACCUCUCCACCCACCUCAACCACCACAACCUCCCCCAAAACCAAAACCAAACCCAAAAUACCAAUCACCCUAACCGGCGUCGCAAAAACCCUCCUAAUCCCCUUAAUCGCCCGAGCAUACGACAACACCCUCACCUCCCCGAUCCUAGGCGACCCCUACGCACAAGAAGUCCUAUCAAAACUCUCCUUCGACAUGGACGAAAUGCCAACAACACCCUUUCAAAAUGCAGGAAUAUCCCUUCGAACAAAGCAUUUCGAUAAAUGGACGUCCUCGUUUCUGAGAACAAACCCCGCAACUACAGUGUUGCAUUUAGCGUGCGGUUUUGAUAGUCGUGCGCGGCGGGUUAAAUGGGGUGAACGGACGAGGUGGAUUGAUGUUGAUCUUCCUGAGGUUAUUGAGUUGAGGAGAGAAGUCUUACCCUUAUCUUUUCCCACAGGAAAUGAGCAAGACUAUUCGUUACUCGGUAUCGAUGUCACUCACGAGACCUGGAUGCACGAUAUCCAUAUCGGUGAUGGACCCGUACUAGUUAUAAUGGAAGGGCUACUCUCGUACCUACCCGAGAAAGAAGUGCGGGCACUUCUAACACGAAUCUGCGAGACUUUCCCCGAGGGAGAGAUUAUUUUCGAGUGUGUUAGUUCUCCGGUUGUUAGUUGGCUUAAUCGUCCCGAAUCGAUGAAGGCUGUUAGUAAUACUGGAGCUGUGUUUAAGUCUUCUAUUGAUCAUCCGAUCGCGUUGGAAGAUCUUCAUCCUGGACUUAAAUUGGUUGAGAAUGUUUCGUUAUUGUUGGCGCCGGGUACGGAGAAGUUUCCUUUACUUGCUCGGGUGCGAAUGUAUCUUAGUUCGUGGUUUCAGAGUGGGCGGGAUUCGGCGAGAUUUUUGCGUUUCAAGUUUGGAGAGGCGGAUGUGCUGGGAUGA